Messenger RNA from Solea solea (common sole), 2058 nucleotides. RefSeq names its product G protein-coupled receptor, class C, group 5, member C (gene gprc5c). Gene Ontology annotation, cellular component: intracellular membrane-bounded organelle; signaling receptor complex; extracellular exosome. The coding region runs from base 234 to 1478 and encodes 414 amino acids. Gene Ontology annotation, biological process: G protein-coupled receptor signaling pathway. The transcript has 5 exons. Gene Ontology annotation, molecular function: protein kinase activator activity; G protein-coupled receptor activity. The record is from RefSeq and is a predicted model, not a curated record. NCBI's taxonomy places the organism in Eukaryota, Metazoa, Chordata, Actinopteri, Pleuronectiformes, Soleidae.
UCGGAUGUUGUAAAGUCAGUCUCGCGCAAACGUUCGUUUCUUCUCCUCUUUUUUCUCAUUUCUCUCUUUUUUACGUUAAAUUCCGUUAGUUUUGUUUUUCCUUAGACUCUAAACUGAAACUCGUUUCUUUUCCUUUUGUCUUGACUUUGUUUAUGUCGAUGUUUGAUUUUUGCAGCAGGUGAGGACGAGUUUGAACAUCAGAGUCUCGUCAGAUCCCAGAGGUCCUGGUUACCAUGGCGGCCAACGUGACGCCCGCAGGCUGUGGCCCCAAUGUGGACUCGCUCUACCACAAUCUGUGUGACCUCAGCGUGGCGUGGGGCAUCGUGUUGGAGGCGUUUGCAUCCGCUGGCGUCGUCUUCUCGCUCGUGCUCUUCAUGUCACUGCUGGCCAGUUUACCCUUCAUGAAAGACAAGAACCGUCGGAGCUCGGUGGCUCUUCACGCCGGCCUCCUGGUCUUCACCGCCGGACUCUUCUGCCUCACGUUUGCCUUCAUCGUGGGGAAGAACUUCUCCACCUGCGCGGCGCGGCGCUUCCUGUUUGGCGUCCUGUUUGGUGGCUGCUUCUCGUGCCUCCUGAUGCAGAGUGUGAGGCUGAACAUCCUCGCCCGGCGGAACAGCGGGCCCCCGGCCUGGGUUCUGUGUCUGGGCGCGGUGGGUCUGUGGUUGGUGGAGGUGGUCAUCAACACCGAGUGGUUGAUCAUCACCGUGGUUCGUCUCCCGCUGCCACCGCUGCCGCCGCCACUCAACGGCACAUCGGAAACCAGCAGAGCCACUGCGACACCCUGCAACAUCGUCAACGAGGACUUCGUCAUGGCGUUGAUCUACGUCAUGGUUUUGAUUGUUGCCAUGGUGAUGGCUAGUGCGGCCGUCAUGUGCGGCAAACACAAGCGGUGGUUGAGGGAGGGCGUGUGCAUCUUCCUGGCCGGCGUCCUCUCUGUGGGGAUUUGGCUGGCGUGGAUCGUGAUGUACAUCUACGGCAACAGGAAGCACGGCAGGCCGGCAUGGGAUGACCCCACCCUGGCCAUCGCCUUGGUAGCAAACGCCUGGACGUUCAUCAUCGUCUAUGCCAUCCCUGAAGUCUGCUGCUUGAGCGGCAACAGCGAGAACCAGCCGGGCACCGGGGAAGAGCUGUACGCCAACCAAGGAGUCGGAUACGAGAACAUCCUGAAGGAGCACGGCACUCAGAGCAUCUUCCUGGAGAACAAGGGUUUCUCCAUGGACGAACCCAACCCAGGGGCCAAACCCGUGUCACCGUACAGUGGUUACACAGGUCAGCUGCGCAGCUCAGUCUAUCAGCCGACUGAACUCGCGCUCAUUACCAAAUCUGUGGGAAACCAUCCUCCAGACGCCGCGUCACAUGACCUGGUGAUUCCGCGAGCGACCGCGUCCUUGACGGUCGAGGGCAGGAGCAGCACGCCGUCCGCUCACACCAGGACUCAGACAAACGGACACGGCGUACGUUCUUCUCUCGUCUCCUGAUCACUUUACUGCUGCUCUGUGCUUGUCGACCGGCCGUCUCCAUGGGAAACAGUCUUCACAGGACGUCCCACUGGUGAAAAACUCCGCCCCCUAACAACAACUUCCCGUCACACUAACAUCACGUCACGUCUUCUUCUCGAACGCUGAAGAAAACACUUCGGAAAGAUCCGAUCUUUGUCUGAGAGUCAAAGUUUCAGAAUAAAAGUCUUUUUGCAAACAUUCACAGAAGAAGAAGAAGAAAAAGCAAAGUUCUGACACGGUGGAAGAUAACUAUUAAGCCCCGCCCCCAAAAAACACAAUUCGCUUUAAGUGAAACAGAAUUUCUGUUUCACGGAGUUAAAAAAACAACAUGUUGUGAAUAUUGUUUAUAACGUACAUGGAUUUCAUGUAUGAAUAUGUUGUAUAUUUAAUAUUUAUCAACAAUGUGCUACUGAAUCAUUUUGAUCUAAUUUUGCUUUUAGCUUAAAAAUGAUCUUAUUUUGUCUUCUUGUUUUUGUCUUGGAUCAGUGUGUGUGUGUGUGUGUGUGUGUGUGUUAUUGGAGAUUUCAGCAGUUUCUCAGUAAAAUGUUCACAAACUUAA